AUGCUUCCACGGGAACCGUACAAGGGCUCAACGCGAAAGCUAGUGCUUGCAUUUGAUGUUGGAACCACGUUCAGUGGUGUCUCGUAUUGUAUGCUAGACCCAGGUGAGGUGCCUGUAAUUCGAGGAGUAACAAGAUAUCCUGCGCAAGAGAGUACCGGCGUAGGUGACUCCAAAAUACCAUCAAUUCUCUACUACGACCUUCAGGGUCACGUCCGCGCUGUGGGUGCUGAGACUUCACAACCGCAUAUUAUCGAACAGGCAGAAGACGAGGGAUGGGUGAAGCUCGCAUGGUAUGUAUAUCGUCGAGGAAAAAAUAUCGGCUGUAUAUUAAUCUUGGUCAGGUGGAAACUUCAUCUUCGCGCCAAGCAUCUGCCAUCGUCUCACAUACGGGAUAUCGAUAUAGAACCUCUCCCACAAGGCAAAUCCGCAGUAGAAGUCCUCGCCGACUUCAUGCGCUACCUCUUCCAAUGCGCUCGAACUUAUAUCCAGGAAUCACAUCUCAAUUUCUGGAGGUCGGUCGAGAACUCCAUUGAAUUUGUGCUCACACAUCCGAACGGUUGGGAAGGUCAACAACAACAACAAAUUAGACGUGCUGUCGAACUCGCUGGCCUCAUCUCAUCUAAGGAGGAGCAAUCGCACGUGCACCUCUUGACUGAGGGCGAAGCGAGUCUUCAUUUCUGUGUUAUUAACAUGUUUGCAUCGGAUACAUUCUCCCAAACACCCAUAGAUGGAGUCGUUGUUGUUGAUGCCGGAGGCGGAACCAUCGAUCUCAGCGCGUACUCGAUGAAGUUAUCUCCGACCUCUUUCGAGGAGAUUGCCCCAGCUGAAUGUUCCCUGCAAGGUUCAGUCUUUGUUACUAGUCGCGCUCGUACUCUUUUACAAAAGAAACUUUCGGGCUCGAAGCACUACUCCGACCCUAAGAUCGUUGCACAGAUGGCGGACAUCUUUGACAAAAGCACGAAACUUCGGUUCCGUAAGCCUGAUGAACCAUCUUACAUCAAGUUUGGUACCAUCCGCGACAAGGAUCUGAAGUAUGAUAUUCGAUCAGGGCAAUUAAAAUUGGCCGGCCAAGACAUUGCAGACUUGUUUGAACCAUCCAUCGAAGCUAUCAUCGAGGCUUUUGAGCAGCAGAGACGCGUGGCUUCGACUCCAAUUAGUUUGGUUUGUUUGGUUGGCGGUUUUGCCGCCAGUGACUGGCUGUUCACGAGACUCCAGGAAUAUUUUCUACCUCUAGGCAUCAGCUUCUGUCGCCCUGAUGCCCAUGUCAACAAGGCUGUUGCUGAUGGGGCAGUUUCGUUCUAUAUUGACCACCUAGUGUCCUCUCGAGUUGCACGCGCCACUUACGGCAUUGAAUGCAAUCCUAUAUACAACUCUCAAGAUCCUGAGCACCUGGCCCGACAAUAUAAAAGUUUCGGAACUCAAGUAUCUGAGCUGCGAGAAUUCCGGGAGUCUUUCCAUACUCUCCGAACAUCACUAGCUGCAUGUAAGACUCACAGCACGGACAUAAUGUGCUACAAGGGUGCGCUUCAGGAGCCACAGUGGUUGGACGUUGAACCGUGUAUGAAUUAUUCGCGGCUUGAUCACACUCAUCAAUCGGACUAUUAUGAGAUUGAAUUUGACGUCAUCAUUCUGUUCGGCCACACAGAAUUGAAGGCACAAAUCAGUUGGAAGGAAAAGGUCAGUAGCCAGCUCAAGCACCGUGUCUCUUGCUCAUGGUGGGAUUGCAGAUAUCCUGCGCAAGAGCAUGUCGGAGGUGACUCCAAAAUACCAUCAAUUCUCUACUACGACCUUCAGGGAGACGUCCGCGCCGUGGGUGCUGAGGCUCUACAAGAGCAUGUUAUCGAACAGGCAGAAGACGAGGGAUGGGUAAGGCUCGCAUGGUGGAAACUUCAUCUUCGCGCCAAGCAUCUGCCAUCAUCUCACAUACGGGAUGAUGAUAUAGAACCUCUCCCACAAGGCAAAUCCGCAGUAGAAGUUCUCGCCGACUUCAUGCGCUACCUCUUCCAAUGCGCUCGAACUUAUAUCCAGGAAUCACAUCCGCAUUUCUGGAGAUCGGUCGAGAACUCCAUUGAGUUCGUGCUCACACAUCCGAACGGUUGGGAAGGUCAACAACAACAACAAAUUAGACGUGCUGUCGAGCUCGCUGGUCUUAUCUCAUCUAAGGAGGAGCAAUCUCACGUGCACCUCUUGAAUGAGGGCGAAGCGAGUCUUCAUUUCUGUGUUACCAGCGAGGAUGAUCAAUCUGACAGCCAGGGAGUCAUUGUUGUUGAUGCCGGAGGCGGAACCAUCGAUCUCAGCGCCUACUCGAUGAAGUUAUCUCCGACCUCUUUCGAGGAGAUUGCCCCAGCUGAAUGUUGCCUGCAGGGCUCAGUCUUUGUUACUAGUCGCGCUCGUACUCUUUUACAAAGGAAGCUUUCGGGCUCGGAGCACUACUCCAACCCUAAGAUCAUCGCACAAAUGGUGGAUAUCUUCGACAAAAGCACGAAACUUCGGUUCCGUAAGCCCGAUGAGCCAUCUUACAUCAGGUUUGGUACUAUCCGUGACAAGGAUCCGAAGUACGACAUUCGAUCAGGGCAAUUGAAAUUGGCCGGGUUCGACGUCGCCGACUUGUUUGAACCAUCCAUCGAAGCUAUCGUUGAGGCUUUUGAGCAGCAGAGACGCGUGGCUUUGACUCCAAUUAGUAUGGUUUGCUUGGUUGGCGGUUUUGCCGCCAGUGACUGGCUGUUCACGAGACUCCAGGAAUAUUUUCUACCUCUAGGCAUCACCCUCUGUCGCCCUGAUGCUCAUGUCAACAAGGCUGUUGCUGAUGGGGCAGUUUCGUUCUAUAUUGACCACCUAGUGUCCUCUCGAGUUGCACGCGCCACUUACGGCAUUGAAUGCAACAUUCUUUACGACUUUCUAGAUCCUGAGCACCUGGCUCGACGAUAUAAAAGUUACAUCAAUGUCGCCGGCAAACGACGUAUCCAUGGUUAUUUUGAGAGUAUCUUGCUGAAGGGAACUCAAGUAUCUGAGCUACGUGAAUUCCGCAAGCCUUUCCAUACUAUCCGAACAUCACUUGCUGCAUGUAAAAGUCACAGCGCGGACAUACUGUGCUACAAGGGUGCGCUCCAGGAGCCACAGUGGUUGGACGUUGAACCGUCCUCAUUCUCCACGCUGUGUACCAUUCAUGCCGACCUCGGCGAGUUAUCUCGAACGCUUCGUCCCAAGAAAUCUGCUACAGAUCAAUCGAACUAUUAUCAGAUUGAAUUUGACGUCAUCAUUUUGUUUGGUCACACAGAACUGAAAGCACAAAUCAGUUGGAAGGAAAAGGUUCGCGACUCAUUUUCACUUAUUUACAUCCUCGCUGAUCGAGAACGUUGCAAAGGGUGUUGA
Messenger RNA from Suillus subalutaceus, 3372 nucleotides. RefSeq lists its product as uncharacterized. The coding region runs from base 1 to 3372 and encodes 1123 amino acids. The record is from RefSeq and is a predicted model, not a curated record. The transcript is spliced from 20 exons. Lineage: Eukaryota; Fungi; Basidiomycota; Agaricomycetes; Boletales; Suillaceae.